AUAAAUAACAGCUACAGGUGCGUUUUAUAAACCAUUCCAAUAAAAGUCUCACGAUGAGAUUGUGCUUCCUAGUUUUGGGCUGCGUGAUAGCUGCUAGUGCCUGGCCAGUCAAUGACAUUUCGCUGCGAGUCCAUGGCCUCAAUGGCUGGUAUGUGCCCCAAGUGACUGGCGGUCUAAGAUGGGUCACCAAGUCGGAAGGAGAGCGCGAGUUGGCUUCUUAUGAGAACCAAUUGGAAGGUCGUUUGUCGACCAACACUGUGAAAUUCUACUUGUACACCCGGACAAACCCCUCCGUAGGGCAGGAGAUUAAAGCCACUCAAGCCUCCAUUGAUUCUUCUAACUUCAACCCCGAGAAUCCUACCAGGAUCACCAUUCAUGGCUGGAACGCCAACUACAAGGAUGGAGUUAACACCAGAAUAGCCAACGCCUGGUUCCAGUUCGGAGACUACAACAUGAUUGCCGUGGACUGGGCCCGUGGCAGAUCCUUGGAGUACGCCUCUUCAGUAGCCGGAGCUCCGGGAGCUGGCAAGAAAAUUGCCGCCCUUGUAGACUUCCUUGUCGAAAACAAAAGCAUGAACCUGGGCAACUUGGAGGUGGUGGGCUUCAGCCUAGGCGCCCAUGUGGCUGGCUUCACGGCCAAGAAUGUGGCAAGCGGAAAGGUCGGCAAGGUGGUGGGCUUGGAUCCCGCCUCCCCGCUGGUCAGCUACUCGAACACCGAGAAACGUCUGGCCAGUGGUGAUGCCCAGUACGUGGAGGUCAUCCAUACCAAUGGCGGUACCUUGGGCUUUACCAAGACCAUCGGACAAGCUGACUUCUACAUGAACGGCGGCAAGUCCCAGCCUGGAUGUGGCUUCGAUAUCACCGGCAGUUGCUCGCACACCCGAGCAGUUAUGUACUAUUCGGAGGCCCUUCUGUGGAACAACUUCCCCUCGAAGAGGUGCGAGACCUACCAGCAGGCCAACAAGAACUCUUGCGGAGAUCAGUUCAGCACAGUUCAGAUGGGAGCCUUUGUGAAUGCCUUUAUGGCCGAGGGCAUCUUCUACGUUCCGGUAAAUAAGGAAUCGCCGUUUGGGUUCGGUGAGAAGGCCACUGAGACUACUUCUGCCCCGGAAAUCACUACAACUCGAAGCGAAGAGGAAACUACUGCUGCUCCUGGAGGACAGGAAACCACUGCUGCUCCUGGAGGAGAGGAGACUACUGCUGCUCCAGGCGGUGAGGAAACUACUGCUGCUCCCGGAGGAGAGGAAACUACUGCUGCACCUGGUGGUGAGGAAACCACAGCUGCCCCAGAAGAUGAUGAGACAACUGUUGUCCCUGGAGAAGAGACCACCGAUGCCGGAGAUGAUGAGACUACAGAGACUCCCGGAGAAAAUGGCGAUGACUCGACUACCGAAGAACCAGAAGAGGUCCCUACCACCUCAACCAUCAUUCCAGAGACUCCAACCGUCACUACCACCACUGAGGAGCCCACCACCACCACCAUCGUACCAGAGACUCCAACUGUCACUACAACCACUGAGGAGCCCACCACCACCACCAUCGUACCAGCGACUCCAACUGUCACCACAACCACUGAGGAGCCCACCACGACCACCAUCGCUCCAGUGACUCCAACUGUCACCACAACCACUGAGGAGCCCACCACCACCCCCAUCCCCGUGGAGCCUCCAACCGUCCCCACAACCACUGAGGAGCCCACCACCAUUACGACCAUCUCGCCGCCUGAUGACGACAAAAAGCCACCUAGCAGUUCCAAAAACAUUUUCAUUUUGAACGUGUUUCUGGUCAACGUUAAAGUGGAGAAGUAAAUCAAUAACCAAAAACAUUCCGUAGCUGACUGAGCGCGGAAAAGUUAGCAAUAAAGUCCCAACCAAUAUCGCAUUUCCAAUAAAACUGAAGAGCAUGAAAGGGGCGGGAUAUGGGAACCCCUUGCUUUUAAUUACCGA
Messenger RNA from Drosophila ananassae, 1946 nucleotides. RefSeq names its product vitellogenin-1. The transcript is spliced from 3 exons. The coding region runs from base 54 to 1808 and encodes 584 amino acids. Gene Ontology annotation, molecular function: lipase activity. The record is from RefSeq and is a predicted model, not a curated record. Lineage: Eukaryota; Metazoa; Arthropoda; Insecta; Diptera; Drosophilidae. Gene Ontology annotation, biological process: lipid metabolic process.